AUAAAAUACACACGAUCUCAAUCAUCGUUGCAUUAAAUUGCAUAAUAUACUGACUAACAAAUGGAAUUCACCCUAUACCAUGUAGUAUAUACUUCUAUAAAUAGAUGUUAAAGCAAAACCAACACAAAAAAGAAAAGCCUCCCAAAAUCUGAGACAACUAAAAACCUCUUAUUCCUCAAUCUGUAAUAACUCCGGCAUAUCGUAGCCGGCGAUGGAUUCCGUCAACUCCUUCAAAGGCUACGGCAAGGUAGACGAGCUCGAAGAAGCCGCAUUCAGAAGAAAAUCGCGAAAACGUGCAAUCAUCCUCUCCAUUUCGCUACUUCUACUAGUCCUUCUCAUAAUCGGAAUCGUAGCCGGAACUUUGGCUCACAAAAAUAGCAAGAAAGAUUCCGGCGACGUCGCGGCGGCUCAGGUGGCGGCCGUCAAGUCCAUCUGCGGCGUCACUCAGUUUAAGGAGUCAUGCAUCGCGAGUUUGGAGUCCUCAAACUCAACAAAUCCGGCAAAAAUCUUCGAGGUUUCGUUAAUGGUGGUGAUGGAUUCUCUGAAGAAAAUCGCUAAUUUUCCCAGCCUUUACGCCAACAGGACGGAGAACAAGCUGGAGAAAGAAGCCCUAAACGUCUGCGGCGCGGUGCUAAACGACGCCGUCGAGUCGCUCAACGACACGAUCUCCGCCGUGCACGGCGGCGGGAAGCUGGCCUCCCGCAUCGACGACCUGCGGACGUGGCUGAGCGCCACCGCCACGGACCAGGAGACGUGCCUCGACGCGCUGGAGGAGGCGAACGCCACCAUCACCGACGAAAUCAGGCUGCUGAUGAAGAACUCGACGGAGUUCGCGAGCAACAGCUUGGCCAUCGCCACGAAGAUCGUUGCCGUGAUUGGGGAUUUUAAGAUUCCGGUUAGGAGGCGGCUGCUGGGGGAGUCGGGAUUCCCGGAGUGGGUGAGGGCGGGGGACAGGCGGCUGCUGCAGGAGAUCCGGCCGACGCCGAACGUGACGGUGGCGGCGGACGGCAGCGGGGAUGUGAAGAGCGUGGCGGAGGCGGUGGCUCGGGUGCCGAAGAAGAGCGCGGCGAGGUUUGUGAUAUACGUGAAGGCCGGAGAAUACGUGGAGCAUAUCGACAUGGACAAAUCUUGCUGGAAUGUCAUGAUUUACGGCGACGGCAAAGGCGUCACCAUUAUUUCCGGCAGCAGGAAUUUCGUCGACGGAACUCCGACUUUCUCCACGGCGACGUUUGCAAUCGCCGGAAAAGGAUUCAUUGCUCGGGACAUGACGUUCAAGAACACGGCCGGGGCUGAGAAGCACCAGGCCGUGGCCUUCCGGUCGGGGUCGGACGAGUCGGUCUACUACCGGUGCUCGUUCGACGCCUUCCAAGACACCCUCUACGCACACUCCAACCGCCAAUUCUACCGCGACUGCGACGUCACGGGCACCAUCGACUUCAUCUUCGGCAACGCCGGGGUGGUGUUCCAAGGCUGCAACAUUCAGCCUAGGCAGCCCAUGCCCAAUCAGUUUGUCACAAUCACUGCCCAGGGGAAGAAGGAUCCGAAUCAGAACACUGGGAUUUCCAUCCAACGCUCUACGAUUAGCCCACUGGGCACCCUCACAGCCCAAACGUAUCUGGGCCGUCCCUGGAAAGAUUUCUCAACUACAGUUAUAAUGGAAACUAGCAUUGCUGCUGGAUUCUUGAAUCCCAAGGGCUGGAUUUCGUGGGUUGCAGAUGUGGAUCCACCCGCCUCCAUUUUCUACGGAGAGUAUCACAAUACGGGUUUGGGUUCGGAUACGGCCAAUCGGGUCACGUGGGCUGGAUAUAAGCCCGCGAUGACCCCGGCCGAGGCCUCCAAAUAUAAUGUGGAGUCCUUGAUUCAAGGACCAUCUUGGUUGCCUGCAACGAAUGUGGCCUUUCAAUCAACUUAGCUGCUCGAUUUACACGUGUCAAAUAGACCUUAAUUUUUCAUAUACAUACAUGUCCUUUGAAAUACUACUAUAUUAAUUUUCUUUGUAAAACUCCACAUUCUUCCUUCUUUUUUUCAAAUUUAUUAUUUGUGGUUCA
Salvia miltiorrhiza (redroot sage) is the source of this 2048-nucleotide messenger RNA. RefSeq names its product pectinesterase 1-like. Gene Ontology annotation, biological process: cell wall modification. NCBI's taxonomy places the organism in Eukaryota, Viridiplantae, Streptophyta, Magnoliopsida, Lamiales, Lamiaceae. The record is from RefSeq and is a predicted model, not a curated record. Gene Ontology annotation, molecular function: pectinesterase inhibitor activity; pectinesterase activity. The transcript is spliced from 2 exons. Bases 212 to 1912 code for a protein of 566 amino acids.